AUCACCUAUUCUUCAUUUACUCCAGCAGAGAGUGAAAAAGACCAUAUUUCUUCCUUGUACCAAAUGGCCCCCAGUGAAGAACAUCAAUACACUGGCAUUGUUCAGCUUCUUCUCUAUUUCCAGUGGAAGUGGGUUGGGAUAUUUGUCACAGCUGAUGAUAAAGGAGAAACGUUUGUGAAAAAGUUGACACACCAGCUUUCCCAGAAUGGCAUCUGUAUAGCUGUCACUGAGAGAAUCGUAACCCACAGGGGUUUUGAUAAUACUGGGUUGAUAGAGAAAAGUCAGAAUACGUCGGAGUACCUAAGCAAAACAAACGUCAAUGUAUUUGUUGUCAACGCAGACAAAAACACCAUGACAGGUUUGCAAUGGCUGCUACUGAUAGGUAGAAUGAUGAGUAUGAGUCCCAUAAACAAAGUGUGGGUUAUGACCGCCGACUGGGAUUUCUCAUGGGAACCAUACCCCAAAGAUCUGGAUGUACUAAACUUCCAUGGUGCCUUAUCCUUUGCGAUUCAUUCCAGUGAGGUCAAGGGGUUCCACCGUUUCCUCCUGAACCUAAAUCCCCACUCUGAGGCCGAUGGCUUUAUCAGGUUGUUCUGGCAACAGGCAUUUGGUUGCCAAUUUAUAGAUGUGGAGACGGAGGAGGAAUCCUGCACUGGUGAAGAGAAGCUGGAGAGCCUUCCUGGGGCUUUUUUUGAAAUGCAAAUGACCAGCCAAAGCUACAGCAUCUACAAUGCCGUCUAUGCUGUGGCACAUGCUUUACAUGCCAUGUUGGCACCCAGAACCAAACAGGGAGAGACGGUGCUUGGUAACUAUCUGAGACCUCAAAAUCAAUAUUUCCAG
Podarcis lilfordi (Lilford's wall lizard) is the source of this 840-nucleotide messenger RNA. The record is from the annotation of a GenBank genome assembly. Lineage: Eukaryota; Metazoa; Chordata; Lepidosauria; Squamata; Lacertidae.